This is a messenger RNA of Amphimedon queenslandica, 2578 nucleotides long. Its product is annotated as leucine-zipper-like transcriptional regulator 1. Bases 123 to 2384 code for a protein of 753 amino acids. The transcript has a single exon. Gene Ontology annotation, cellular component: Golgi apparatus. Gene Ontology annotation, molecular function: protein binding. NCBI's taxonomy places the organism in Eukaryota, Metazoa, Porifera, Demospongiae, Haplosclerida, Niphatidae. The record is from RefSeq and is a predicted model, not a curated record.
AGUGCAGUGGGUGGGGCUUGUAACUAAUGGACAGGAGAAUUUGCUGACUGGACGAACUAAAAAUAGAGACAGGAGUAGCCUUUAUAAAAGGAGGAGAGAGAGAGGGAGCAGGAGAGAUAGAUAUGGCAUCAGGAGUGAGUGACUGUACAGUGAAUAUCUCUACUGCUGAUGGAGGGACAGAACUGGACUUUUCUUUAAAAGAACCUCCACAUUCAUGGAAACAGCUCCAAAGCUGCGAGGAGUUUGUAGGAGCUAAAAGAAGCAAGCACACGAUGGUGGCCUGGGACGACAAGGUGUACGUGUUUGGAGGUGACAAUGGGAAGAGAAUGUUGAACGAUUUCCUUGUCUCUCAUGUAAACGACUCCAGCUGGGCCAGGGUUGUCAUAACAGGAGGCCAGGCCCCGCCCCCUAGGUACCACCAUUCAGCUGUUGUGUUCCGUAACUCUAUGUUUAUAUUUGGAGGCUACACCACUGGCGAUAUUAAUUCGAAUUCUAAUUUAAGGAACAAGAAUGAUCUUUACGAAUAUAAUUUCACGACCAGUCAGUGGAUUGACUGGGCCGAUAAGGUAACUGGACCACUCCCACCUGCUCGCUCCGCCCACGGAGCCGUCAUAUAUGAUAACAGAUUGUGGAUAUUUGCCGGUUACGAUGGAAACACUCGACUGAACGACAUGUGGUCUAUUGAUCUUACAAGUGCCACGCCUACCUGGGAGAGAAUCGACCAAUCAGGUGACAGCCCUCCCACUUGCUGUAAUUUCCCAGUGGCAGUUGUUGGUCGGAGUAUGUACAUGUUCUCUGGUCAGAGUGGAGCUAAGAUCACUAACAACAUGUAUGAGUUCAAGUUUAACGAGAGACUGUGGGUCCGUAUUCCAACGGAGCACCUGCUGAAAGGAGACACUGCCCCUCCUCAGAGGAGGUAUGGCCACAGUAUGGUCGCUUAUGCUGGCCAGCUGUACGUGUUUGGAGGAGCAGCUGAUGGUAUUUUAGAUAAUGAGGUUCACUGCUUCAACGUUGAGACUAGGAACUGGUCGAUUAUAAAACCUUAUGAUGGAAGUCAAGUACCUUCAGCCAGGGUGUUCCACACUGCGGCAGUCUCCAGGGACUGUAUGUACGUGUUUGGAGGUACGGUUGACUCCAUUGCUAGCAGAAGUGGAGAACUGUUUCGCUUUAAGUUCUCGUCCUUCCCUCCCUGUACUUUGAUAAAGGACCUCACCAAACUCCUCCAUGAUCUUCCUCUUUGUGACGUUCAUUUCAUCGUGGGUGACAAAGAGAGGAACAUCAUUAAAGCACAUGCCGCCAUUGCUGCUGCUCGCUCUCCUUAUCUCCGUAGGAAGAUCCUUGAAGCUUAUGAGAAACCUUCAGGAGAAGAAGAACUCCCGCCAUUCAUUCCUUCGUCUCCUGUAGAGGUCACUCUUGGGGGUGUGUCCACGUCCACAUUCUCUCAUUCCAUGUAUUACAUGUAUACCGAUCGGAUUCAUCCGGAGCUUGAAGCCCCACCCCAGGGGGACCAGGUUCUGCUCAUGAUGGAACUCUACAAGUUUUCGUUGCUUUUGGAGGCUCGGAGACUUGAGCUGUUGUGUAUGCAGUAUCUUGAGGCUUCAGUAAAUGUUGAUAAUGUCCUUCUGGUUCUUGAGAAUGCGUCAGAGUUGAACCUCCAGCGACUGAAGGAAUACUGCAUGAAGUUUAUAGUGAGGGAGAAUAAUUAUCGCAAGAUAAUAAUGAUGCAGUCGUUUGAGAGGCUAGACCACCCCCUGAUGGUGCAGAUAGUUAGACGCCAGCAGUACAGGUCCCGCCCUACCUCUCCCAGCCCAGAGUCCGAUGAUCAGCCAUUACCUUCAACCCUUCAAGAUGACCUUAGGCUGUUCCUAUUAUCAGACUAUGGUCGUCCAUUAUCAGAUAUUGUUCUUAAAGUUGGUGAUCAAAAGGUCUUGGCACACAAACCUUUACUAGCUGCCCGUUGCUCUUAUUUUGAAGCUUUCUUUCGCUCGUUUAUGCCGUCAGACAAUCAAAUAGAGAUAUCAUUUGGGAGGACUGUCCCAAGCCAGCAAGCGUUCCAAUCCCUCCUUAAAUACGUUUAUUAUGGAGACACUGAUGUCCCUCCUGAAGAUGCUCUAUACAUAUUCUCAGCUCCUAACUUCUUUGGAUUCUCCAACAACUGCUUACACAUCCAUUGUAAAGCAAUCCUGGAACAGAACAUUAGCAUCAGUAACGUAGUCUCUCUAUUGGAAGCAUCUGAUCUCAUUUCACUGGCAGAGAUGAAGGAACAUUGUCUUAAACUUAUUUCUGAACAUUUUCCAUCUCUUGUUCAUCAGCCGGAGUUCAGGGACUUGAAUAAAUCUCUCCUUCUUGACGUUCUGGAAGUGAUUGCAAAGAAAAUUGCUUAAACAACCAAUCUAUUAUUUUUUUUUUUUAUUUUUUUUUUUAUCAUCAUUAUUAUUUAUCAUCAGUUAUCUUUCUUGUUAGAACAAUUAUAGUAUUUUUUGUUAAUUUUUAUAAGUACUUGUACAAGCAACUGUUUAAACGUUUAUUCUUGCACUAAAAUAAGAUCCACUCUCAGUUAGUUUGACUGUUCCUUUUA